Molecule: messenger RNA, 1227 nt
Organism: Theileria orientalis strain Shintoku
Lineage: Eukaryota; Apicomplexa; Aconoidasida; Piroplasmida; Theileriidae
Exons: 7
Coding region: 1-1227 (408 amino acids)
Source: RefSeq, a predicted model, not a curated record
AUGGCAGCCUUCAAACUUUCUGUAGUGUUCUACUUUCUUUUUCUGGGCGCAUACGCUAAAAACACGAGCCACUCAUCGCAGGAAAUCUUACAGUCGAAUGGAGUCAAGAGUGACGGGCCCAGGUCCGAGACCAAGUCUGACACUACCAUCGAGGCCAUGACUAGGGACGAUAACUCUCAGGAACGCUGUGACAUGGAGCCGGACAACAAAAUAAACGAGCAAUUUACCAAAUACGUUCAGGAAUUCACCGAAUCUGACUCUGGGAAGCUCCUCAAAAGCAUGAUCUCUCGGGGUCCCAUGUCCAAGCUCUCGAGACCCAUCACCAACUUACUUGAAAAGGUCGACAAAGGUCACAUUGAGCGUCUGAAACGUGUUUCUAAGGAGCCUUAUGACAUGACCUGGAACGUUGUUAGCCUCGUUCUUUCGGCAAUCUACACUGUGGUUCUCGCCUACUUGACCAUGGUCUGUCCGCUUUCCAACUACACCAUCCUCACAAUCAGUGCCUACGUGCUCUGUUCUGUCGUGAUGGGACUCUGCCAUGACAUUCUUCCUCUCUGGGCUGUCGCCGCGUUCGGUAUUGUUGGGGACAUUGUCGUCUGGUUCCUGCUCAGCUUCCUCGACAAUGUAAAGAGGAGGCAGAUUUGUGUUUUAUCAGCUUGCAUGGUUUUUUCUAAGAUGGUUUACGACCUCCAUGCUGUUCUCCCUGUGGACUUUAUAAGUCCCAAUUACACUGGAAUUUGUGGAAUCCUAGUCAACUAUAUUUUCCGCUCAAACAGUUUCAUAUUUCUGAGGAUUUCCUAUUUGGUUUUCUUAAUUCUUCUUACUGGCUCAAUUUUCAUACGGCUGCCUUCAUUCGUUGCUGGAGAUCCCAUGGAACUGCAGGAGAUAGAUGUUGGAGCAACUAUCAUGAAGAGGCUCAUUUGCUUCGUUUCAGCUCUCCCUGCUGCCGGAUUUUGCAACCAGAUCUACUCUACCAUAAGAAAAGUUGCCAACCCGCUCGGUAUGAGCCUCAACUUUAAUGCUAUUUUAGGGCCGAUGACUUACUUCGUAAUUCCUACCAAAUUUAGGUUGGAGGAGCUGGGAUCAUAUGUUGCUGUUUUAUCCUGGGUCUCAUUUGCAAUCGCUUACUACGAAUUAAUAAAACAUUCCAAUGAGAAUCAAAUAUUAACACCUCCGAAGAAACGUAGAUCCUGGAGAGCGUAUACCAGAACCAUUUCCAGACUAUAG